Molecule: messenger RNA, 1212 nt
Organism: Coprinopsis cinerea okayama7#130
Lineage: Eukaryota; Fungi; Basidiomycota; Agaricomycetes; Agaricales; Psathyrellaceae
Exons: 1
Coding region: 1-1212 (403 amino acids)
Source: RefSeq, a predicted model, not a curated record
AUGACACCAAACGAACAGGUGUUGCGCGCGAGGCUGGAGCAGGUGCUCCAAUCGAGCAACUCCCGAGGAUCCAGGAGCGACGACCGAUACCGGAGGAGCGAGUGGAACGGCGAGGAACUCUCGGAGCGUACGGACAGCAGCGACGAGAACUACGCGUAUGACGAGAACGGGCGAUGGGUGCAAGGCUGUGCGGUCGGCGGGAAGCACGGGAUGUCAGUGAUGGCUGUUACCCCGCCUUCGAGUGGCAGUAAUAGCGCGCGAUCGAUGUCCAGAGAAGAUAUGACCACUCUACCCGCCUCUGCUUCUGCUUACCAUCAUCAACGAUCGAGGUCCCGGACGGAACCAGCACCCGUGGUUCCUUCAGCCCAUGCCUAUCCUUCCCCAAAGAGAACUCACACGACACCUGCUUCAUAUCAUCAACGAUCUCAAACUCGUCACGGCCAAUAUCAUCACCACGGGAGGAGUGGAACCACGCCUCCGCUGGUUUCGGAUGGCUCACCUACGCCUGAAGAGGAGGAUGAGGACGAGGACCCGGAGGACGUGAGACUCCUCACGCCUCCGCCCACACCACCUUCACAGAUGGCUGCGUAUCACCACUACUCCAUGGGCCGACACGCAAAAGAGUACAUGCCCUCGCCUUACAAGACCACUUUUGACCAUCGACGCUCCGCGACUGCUGCUCCGCCCCUGAGGUACGAUCACAGGCGGGGACGAUCGGGCGUUCCCUCUGCAUAUUCCGACGACCACGACGACGCAGACGACGAUGAUGACGAUGACGACGAGUACGAUGAAGAAGAGGAAUCAUGCUCUUGUUCCGGUGGACGAUGCUCAGGCUUAUGCUCCCGUCUCUCAUCAACGCUCCACCACCGUUCUCAGUCUAUGCAACACUUUGGUGGUAUCCAGUCUACCGGUCCGCAACCCCAUCGACCGCAGUUUAACGUUCGCCGUGCGUCUGCUCGGUGCAGGCAGAUGGAUGGGUAUGUUGGGUUUGCGGAGAUCGAGGGGCUGGGUGUUCCACCCGACAGCUCGGACUCGUCGGACGAGGAGACGAAGCGGAGGUUGAUUAUGGCGCAGAGGAAGCGUGAGGGCGGAGGUGUUACGGAAUGGGUUAGGUGGACCAAGCGCAGGUUGCUCGGUGGUGGAGAAGACGAACAACAAACACAACAACGACAACAACAGCACCAGCAGGCUCAUAACGCUGUUGUCCUUUAG